This is a messenger RNA of Talaromyces proteolyticus, 405 nucleotides long. Its product is annotated as putative calmodulin. The coding region runs from base 1 to 405 and encodes 134 amino acids. Gene Ontology annotation, molecular function: calcium ion binding; enzyme regulator activity. The record is from RefSeq and is a predicted model, not a curated record. Gene Ontology annotation, biological process: spindle pole body organization. Gene Ontology annotation, cellular component: central plaque of spindle pole body. Lineage: Eukaryota; Fungi; Ascomycota; Eurotiomycetes; Eurotiales; Trichocomaceae. The transcript is spliced from 3 exons.
AUGGCCCAGUUGACUAACGAGUGCUUGCUAGGACAAAUCACAACCAAGGAGCUGGGCACAGUCAUGCGUUCUCUCGGCCAAAACCCUUCCGAAUCUGAGUUACAGGACAUGAUCAACGAGGUCGAUGCCGACAACAACGGCACGAUUGAUUUCCCUGAGUUCUUGACCAUGAUGGCCCGCAAGAUGAAAGACACCGACUCGGAGGAGGAAAUCCGUGAAGCCUUCAAGGUCUUUGACCGCGAUAAUAAUGGUUUCAUCUCCGCUGCCGAACUGCGCCACGUCAUGACCUCUAUCGGUGAGAAAUUGACCGACGAUGAAGUCGACGAGAUGAUCCGCGAGGCCGACCAAGACGGCGAUGGAAGAAUCGACUACAACGAAUUCGUCCAGCUCAUGAUGCAGAAAUAG